UAUAUGGGCAACACUGCAAAAAACCAGCUUCGUCGCAAGUGACAUCAAGCUUUGUGCGCUGAAAAAGACUGAAAUUUCAAGAGAAUGACUGAAGUUUCAAGGCGUAGAUCGCUGCGACUUCUACUGCUUUUCGCUUCGGUUUCUCUACAAUUCAUUUCAGGGUUUUCCGGCGACUCUACAAGUUCAAUCAGCUUAAACUCAAAGUCUAAUGCAAAUAGUAAAAAUGGGACCAAGUUAGUCAUCAUAUUGAUUGUGCUGGUUGCUGUUGGGUUGUUUUCGUUUUUCCUUUUCAAGGUAUGGCAAAAAAGGAAACGAGACGAGCAAUAUGCCCGUCUUUUAAAGUUGUUCGAAGAAGAUGGUGACCUCGAGGCUGAACUCGGCCUUCAUGACUGACAGCAUCAAUGAAAAACUGAGCUCAUCCUCUUUGAGGUGUGUAGAUAAAACUGUCUUUGUGAUCUUCAAUCACCAAGAUUCAGUUAAAUUCCUUGUUUUGUUUUGCAAGGACGUAUUGUAGCAGUUGCAUGUAAAAGAAAAAAUUUGUAAUCCUAUCCAAUUAUGUAGAUCUUUGGGAUUCACUAUAAAGGGCACCCUCCUUAUGCUGUGUUGAAGCUUGAAAA
This is a messenger RNA of Gossypium arboreum, 617 nucleotides long. RefSeq lists its product as uncharacterized. NCBI's taxonomy places the organism in Eukaryota, Viridiplantae, Streptophyta, Magnoliopsida, Malvales, Malvaceae. The record is from RefSeq and is a predicted model, not a curated record. The transcript is spliced from 2 exons. The coding region runs from base 85 to 393 and encodes 102 amino acids.